Molecule: messenger RNA, 729 nt
Organism: Phytophthora nicotianae INRA-310
Lineage: Eukaryota; Oomycota; Peronosporomycetes; Peronosporales; Peronosporaceae
Exons: 5
Coding region: 1-729 (242 amino acids)
Biological process (GO): mRNA splicing, via spliceosome
Cellular component (GO): spliceosomal complex; U4/U6 x U5 tri-snRNP complex
Molecular function (GO): zinc ion binding; nucleic acid binding
Source: RefSeq, a predicted model, not a curated record
AUGGCGGACAAAUCGGGCUCUCGGAAAGGUCCAGGUGUGGCCAACGUGACACGUCAGACAUGGGACCGCGCACACUACGAGAAGCUCGCCCAGCUCCGUGCUGAGGGGAAACUAGAGAAGGAAGAGACGAAGAAGGUGAUCAAGUCGACUAAGGAGGAGUUCCAGGCUGCCAAUGAGGGUGCAGCGGGUCCUGCUGGCUCGGCACGCGCAUUUCUGAAGGCUCGAACCAACAAGAUGUCAUUGGAGAGCAGCGUGGGUACUGUGAAGGUGGUCAAGUCCGAUGAUGUGAGCAAGAAUGGCGGCUACUAUUGCGAGGUUUGCGAGUGCGGCCUCAAGGACUCGGUGGCGUAUCUGGAUCACAUCAAUGGCAAAAAACACUUGCGCAAGCUCGGCUACAGCAUGCGAGUGGAGCGAUCGACGGUGGAUCAGGUGAAGAAUCGACUGCAGAGUGCGUCCAAGCGCAAGUGGGACCCUUUGAUGGCCAAGAAGCUGGACGCUAUGGAAGAUUACGAGAAGAAACUAAAGGCAGCGGAGGAAGAGGAAGCUCGUGCCAAGCGACAGAAGAAGGAGCAGAAGAAAGCCAAAAAGCUCGGAAAGGAGGCACUGGAGCAGGACAAAUCUGACGACGCUGACAAAAAGCCUGAGGCUGCCGAUGAAGCUCUCGAUGCUGAUGCCGAAAUGAUGGCCAUGAUGGGCUUCGGCGGCUUUGGCGGCUCCAAGAAGUCAUAA